AUGGCUCCUAGCACUCCGGUCAACAUCAUCCUCGGGACUCACACUGUCGGCGACAAGCAAGUGCCUGGAACUCAAGGCAUCGUCCACUUCUCCGAGGACAAGGACGUCAAGGAGUUACUAGAUACCUUCUACGAACGUGGCUACCGCCAGCUUGAUACGGCGAGUCUAUACCCAGGAUCCGAAGUAUCUCUUGGUCGCGCCGGCGCUCCUUCCCGCUUCACCAUCCACACGAAAGUCCACAGCGGCCCACCAGGUGCUCAUGAACCCGCCAAGCUCAAGCAGAGUGUCGAGAAGUCCUUACUUGAGCUGAAGACUGACAGCGUGGAGACGAUGUUCCUGCACGUACCGGAUCGCCAAACUCCAUUCGAGGACGUGGCGAAGACGAUGGAUGAACUCGCCAAGACCGGGGCGUUCAAAAGGGUUGGGCUGUCCAAUUAUGCGCCUGAUGAGGUCAAAAGGUUCCUCGAAAUCUGUGAGCAACACGGCUAUACCAAGCCUAGUGUGUAUCAAGGUCACUACAAUGCCCUGGUCCGAGGUGGCGAGGAAGCACUCUUCCCACUGCUGCGUCAGCAUAACAUGAGCUUCUUCGCUUAUAGUGCCGCCGCAGCAGGGAUCUUUGCAGAAGCCAACCCAGACUCCUCGCGCUGGAAGGACGAUAACCAAAUCGGCCAAAUAUACAGCAUGAUCUACAGUCAGCCAGCCGUCCAAGCCGCCGUAGCCAAGGUCCGAGAAGAUGCUCUCAAGCAUAAUAUCGGUGGUCACGCCGCUGCCCUGAGAUGGACGGCGUAUCACAGCAUCCUUGAUGGUCGCUACGGCGAUGCGAUCAUCUUCGCCGUCUCGAAGCUGUCUCAAUUGCAUAGUAGCUUGGAUGCUAUAGAGGCGGGGCCUUUGCCUGACGAGCUAGCCGGCGACAUGAGUGCCGUUUUUGCUACUAUGGGGGAAACGGCGCCACCGUUCCAUUUGUGA
Messenger RNA from Recurvomyces mirabilis, 966 nucleotides. RefSeq lists its product as uncharacterized. The transcript has 4 exons. Gene Ontology annotation, molecular function: oxidoreductase activity. The record is from RefSeq and is a predicted model, not a curated record. The coding region runs from base 1 to 966 and encodes 321 amino acids. NCBI's taxonomy places the organism in Eukaryota, Fungi, Ascomycota, Dothideomycetes, Mycosphaerellales, Teratosphaeriaceae.